This is a messenger RNA of Mugil cephalus (flathead mullet), 3307 nucleotides long. RefSeq names its product primary amine oxidase, liver isozyme-like. The transcript has 5 exons. Gene Ontology annotation, molecular function: primary methylamine oxidase activity; copper ion binding; quinone binding. Gene Ontology annotation, cellular component: plasma membrane. The record is from RefSeq and is a predicted model, not a curated record. The coding region runs from base 190 to 2463 and encodes 757 amino acids. Lineage: Eukaryota; Metazoa; Chordata; Actinopteri; Mugiliformes; Mugilidae. Gene Ontology annotation, biological process: amine metabolic process.
UUGUAUAAAACCACAGUUCCAUAAUUAUUCAUUCUAAAAAAAAGGAGGGCGAGUCAAGAGGUUAUGUUGUCUGUGCAGAGAGCGUGGGAGGAAAAAGGACUUUGAAAGGCGCACCUCCCCUUUUCAAACGUGCCCGAUUCCUGCCUCUUCCUCUCUUCCUCUGCUCUCUCUUCUCCAAGCGUGCGCACAAUGGCAGAGCGGAGGAGGAACCCCCUGGUGAAGUGGGCGCUCAUUCUUUUCGUCCUGACCUCCGUCAUUCUCAACAUCGUCCUGAUUGCCAUCCACUCCAGCAGGUCGCCCAAAUGCUCCGCUCACCCUGUCCACCCGCCGAGGGGCACCCACGACGAGCGCAGCCUCGUGUUCGCCGACCUCACCGAGGAGGAGUACGCGCAGGUCCAGCGGUACAUGCUCAAGCAGAAAGAUUUGGACUUAUCCAUCAGCCAGACCACCAAGCCAUCGCAAAACUAUCUGUUUUUAAUUGACCUUUCUCUUCCAAAGAAAGCUGAAGCGCUGGCUUACUUGGAUGGGAAAGGUGCCAAGCCGGUAAGAGAGGCGACAGUGGUGGUCUUUUACGGCACUAGAGGCUAUAUCAAGGAGUAUGUGGUGGGGCCUCUUCCCAACCCGACAUUCCACAGGGAUGUCACUAUAGAGAGAUACAACACGAGUCUGCCAAUCAAUUCACGUACAGUCACCAUUGGGGAACAUGUCUUGAUUUCCAAGUUUUUUGAAACUGAGCUUUACCCCAAGUUGGAGAAACUCCUGAAAGAAAGCUUCGGCGUGGGCCAGGGAGAGAAACUGAACACGUUCGAGCAUUUGCCCCGUGGGGUCCGAUCGGGAGACAGGAAGACUUGGAUGUCGUUCUUUAGGGACAGGAGCGGCAUGUACAUACACCCAGUGGGCUUCGAGGUGCUGCUCAAUCACGAGAGCGUAAACGAGUCCCAGUGGAGAGUGGAUCGAGUAUUUUACAACGGCAAAUACUUUGACUCCUUGGAGGAGCUUCAGCAUCAAUAUGAUAGCGGAUCCGUUAAGAAAAUCGUUUACAAGAAGUCGCCAGAUUAUAGCUCUCUGAAACCCAAGACCAAACCUCUGCAGAUCGGCCCGCAACAGUUUUACGCAGAGGGGAAGCGCUACAGCGUCAAGGACAACCAUGUCCUCUACCUGGACUGGAGUUUCGCCUUCGGACUGAACUCUCUCACUGGCAUGAGGGUGUUUGAUGUGCGGUUUAAAGGUGAGAGGAUCGUCUACGAGCUGAGCGUGCAGGAGGCCAUGUCUGUGUACGGCGCGGUGACGCCGGGGAUGAUCCUCACCAAGUUUCUGGAUUCGAGCACCGGGAUAGGACGCUACGCAUAUGAGCUAGUCCGUGGCGUGGAUUGCCCCUACGGGGCAACUUACGUGGACACAUACCGUUACAUCGAUAUCCCAGCCCCGAUGAGAUACAGGAACUCAAUCUGCAUCUUUGAGCACAACAUGGGUCAGCCCCUGCGAAGGCACUUCUCUGACUUUUACCAGAAUAGUUUUGGAGGGAUGGCGAAUAGCGCUCUGGUGUUUAGGACCAUCACAGCUAUAGGGAACUACGACUACAUGUGGGAUUUCAUCUUCUACCAGAACGGAGCCGUGGAGGCCAAAGUGCACGCCACCGGUUACAUCUCCUCUUCUUACCUGGUGGAGGGCAGUUUGAAAUUCGGACACCAGGUGGCGGAGAAUGUGCUGGGGAACAUCCACACCCACUUCAUCAACUUCAAGGUUGACAUGGAUGUGGGUGGUAUGAAGAAUAUAUUCCAGACCAAAGACAUGGAGUAUGUUAAUGUGUCAUUGCCCUGGAUGCCCGAUCGCUAUGCUAUGGUGCCCCAACUGGUGGAGAAGCAGCUCAACACAGAACAGGAAGCUGCCUUGCGACAUGACACCAAGACUCCUCGCUACCUCCACAUCGCCAGUGACAAAACCAACAAGUGGGGACACAAGCGCUCCUACAGACUCCAGGUGUACAGCUUUGCAGGUGACCACCUCCCAGAGAGCCAGGCUGAGGAAAGGUCCAUGUCCUGGGCCAGGUAUAAGGUUGCUAUCACCAAGCAUAAGGACUUGGAGCAGACCAGCAGCAGUCUGUACAGUCAAAACGACAUGUGGACACCAGCUGUUGACUUCAGCACAUACAUUGAAGACAAUGAAAGCAUUGUUGAUGAGGACCUGGUUGCCUGGGUGACUGCUGGCUUCCUCCACAUCCCUCACGCGGAGGACAUCCCCAACACAGUAACUGUGGGCAAUGGGGGCGGGGUCCUGCUGCGGCCCCACAACUACUUUGAUGAAGACCCGUCCAUCCACUCUGCGGACGGAGUGUAUUUUAAGCCAGGUGCAGAGGACAGUUGUGAGCACAACAGGAUGGCCUGCCUUACUCAAGAUGUCUGCAGUCCUGUCCUGGAGACCUUCACCUUCCAGGGCUUCUUCACAAGCAUGAAGUUUGAUUAGGUCUGAGUUGAUGUUCACUGCUGGGUUAUAGCCUCCACGAGGAAGUCAGAGGUGUUCUCAGGGUUGUUUAACAAUCUAUCAAUAAGCUCAAAUGUCUUUUUAAAUGGCAGACUUUAGCAUUGGCUUCAAAGCUGCACUGGGCAGCAUCUUGUGCAAAUUUUCUAAUGUACGUGGAAGAAAGAACACAUUCGACACAUUUUUGCCAUCCCUACAGAUUGUCUCAGAAUGUUUCCAGAAUGGCCAUGAUGAAUGUAAAUUUAUGUGACAGUACGCCACAUGUAUGUUUGGCAAGACUAUGCAAGGUACAAUUUAGGGCUCUUGUGACUUAAGGCAUAAAUAUUUAAAAUGAAUAUAUAUUUUUCCAUUUUUCACCCACUGUACUUUUACCUGCAAAGUACAGUCGACUGUGUAGAGUCUCUUUUAUAAUGGAAGUCUAUGUGAACAAUGGUGUUGCUGCUGGAGAUUUUUUCUUUUAGCAAUAGACAAUUGCCAUUUGGAAGAAAUAGAUAUUCUGUAUCUGUAUCUUGUUGUGACUGUUCUAAAAAAUGAAAGGAGAGUGUCUGUUCUGCCAGGCGUACAUGAGAUGGACACCAUAAUUAUUUUUAAAUGCCAGUAGUAGUGACCCACUGUUGGAUAAAUCAGGAUGAUCUUAUCUCAUCACAGAUAUUUUAUUAGUUAAAUAUUUGUAAUAAUUUUCAUUUCUCUUUCAGCCUCAAUCUAAACCAAUCACCAAAUUUUGAUUUGGACGGACAUGAUUGUUUUUCUCAGUUUGUUAACGAUGAAGCUCUGCGAUACGAAAUGUGAUGUAAUAUAGUCAGAUAAAUAAAUGCACUGAUAAACAUGA